UUUAAUUCUAUUAAUUUAUCCAAAAAAAUUUAAACACAAAUAUCCAUCAACAAUGAAUUCAUUCAUGGGAUUUUUAUUAUUAUGCGUUGUUGCUGCAGUAUAUGCAUCACAUGGGGAAGAACAUGUCGAUUAUUUUGCCCCAGCACAUUACAACUUUGAUUAUGCCGUAAAAGACCCACAUACUGGUGAUAAUAAACAUCAAUGGGAAAAACGUCAUGGUGACCAUGUUGAAGGUGAAUACACUUUACAUGAAGCUGAUGGUACCAUUCGUGUUGUCCACUACGUUGCUGACCCACACAAAGGUUUCAACGCUGAAGUAAAACGUAUUGGUCACGCUCAACAUCCACAACAUUACAAAACUUAUGACGAAGGACAUCACUACUGAUUUUGUUGAAUUUUUUUGAAAAUAUGUGAUUUGUUUUCUAUUUUGUA
Molecule: messenger RNA, 432 nt
Organism: Chrysoperla carnea
Lineage: Eukaryota; Metazoa; Arthropoda; Insecta; Neuroptera; Chrysopidae
Product: adult-specific cuticular protein ACP-20-like
Exons: 3
Coding region: 53-385 (110 amino acids)
Cellular component (GO): extracellular matrix
Source: RefSeq, a predicted model, not a curated record